UUUUAGAUAGUUGCAUAUCUUAAAAGUGAUGAGGUGGAGAACAUAUUAUAUCCCGUCAUAAGAAAAAGUGAUGUAAAUUUGGAAAGCUUGUUAGCUGUGAUGUGUUGCGUAGUUAUGUCACAUAAGGAGGGAUUUGCCAUGAUUUCAAAAUUGGUAAUUGGUCUGAUGAAAGAAGGAUUUGAAAAUUUUGAUAAAGUUCUUUUAUAUAGAGCCAUAUUAUUUGGCCGACAAAUAAUGUUGAAAGAUGAAGUGCCAAUAUCUGUAUCCUAUGGCCUGUGGUUUCAAACUUUCAUCGGAGAUUGCAUUACCCUGAACAAUCCAAAAAUCUUUUCUUUUUUUAUUUCUGUAAUGACAGAUUUGAUUCCUCUGGAAAAAGAUAUUGAUGUAAUAAAGGCAGCCCUAAUACAGAAAAUGUCCGUGCCUUUUGAAUGCCAAUCUGUCUAUUCAGAAUAUAUGACUUUACUCAAAACUAGAGUCAGAGACUUAGAGCCUCAUGUACAACCUGAAAAAACUAUUGAAAGAGUUCUAUCACUCUUCCAAGAGACUGGUAAAAUUCCUCCAUUUGUCUUAGAAGCUAGCCUUGUACAGAAACACCAGUUUCUCAAUGAAUUUUUACCUGCUCUAUUAACUCCCAGACUAAAACCCCAAAUUCCUGAUACGAAGGAAAAUUUUAUAACAGCUCUUUUUCAAGCAGGAAAAAUUCCAAAUUCACUUUUACAAAAGUAUGAAUUGGCAUGCAAAAAGGAGGAAGAUUUGUUGCUUGCUGAUAUUAAUAUGGCUGGUAACUUCAUUGAAAUUUUUAGAGGAUGAUGACAGCUGACAUAAUUUUGUAUCAGCUAUAUUAAUUAAAAAAAAGACCUACACUAUA
This is a messenger RNA of Stegodyphus dumicola, 868 nucleotides long. Its product is annotated as Fanconi anemia group A protein-like. The record is from RefSeq and is a predicted model, not a curated record. Gene Ontology annotation, cellular component: Fanconi anaemia nuclear complex. Lineage: Eukaryota; Metazoa; Arthropoda; Arachnida; Araneae; Eresidae. Gene Ontology annotation, biological process: interstrand cross-link repair.